Messenger RNA from Solanum pennellii, 809 nucleotides. Its product is annotated as actin-depolymerizing factor. Gene Ontology annotation, molecular function: actin filament binding. The record is from RefSeq and is a predicted model, not a curated record. The transcript is spliced from 3 exons. Lineage: Eukaryota; Viridiplantae; Streptophyta; Magnoliopsida; Solanales; Solanaceae. Gene Ontology annotation, cellular component: actin cytoskeleton; cytoplasm. Bases 137 to 574 code for a protein of 145 amino acids. Gene Ontology annotation, biological process: actin filament depolymerization.
UUGCUUCAUUUUGGCAGUAUCUUUUCUUUUCUUCUCUUAUAGUAGUAUAAUUAUUAUCUAAUCUAUUCAACCAACUCAUAUUCCUCUUUCUUUCUUCCUCUCAAGCCUCAUUUUAAUUUUUUUUUUUGCUCUUCUCAUGUCUUUCAAAUUCAGAGGGCCAAAUGCUUCUUCUGGAAUGGGUGUGGCUGAUCACGGCAAAAAUGCAUUCUUGGAGUUGAAGAGGAAGAAAGUUCAUAGAUACGUGAUUUUCAAAAUCGAUGAAAAGAAAAAGGAGGUUGUUGUUGAGAAAACUGGCAGCCCUGCUGAAACCUUUGAUGACUUUACUGCUUCUUUGCCAGAAAAUGAUUGCCGAUAUGCGGUGUAUGACUUUGAUUUUGUGACUUCUGAGAAUUGCCAAAAGAGCAAGAUAUUCUUUGUUCAUUGGUCUCCUGCAACAUCUCGUAUUCGUGCAAAGAUGCUUUACGCCACCUCUAAAGACGCAUUUAAAAGAGAGCUCGAUGGUUUUCAUUAUGAGAUUCAGGCUACUGAUCCAACAGAAGUUGAUCUUGAAGUGCUGAAAGACCGUGCUCACUGAGCCAUCUUGCAAUAAACACUAUCUUUCCAGCUAAGCAUUUAGCUUGUUAGUUUAUAUGGUGUUGGUAUUUGUUUUGCUUUUUUCUCAGAUGUUUGAACACUUGGGAACCUGCAUAAUAUUAUAAUAUCAGUGGUUGCCAAUUUUCUAAUUGUGGACUAUACAAGUGUAGAAUUCAUGAUUUGUCCUCUCUUAUCCUAUUUCAGCUAAGGAUUAUGAAUAUAAAUGUCUUUCGUUA